CCCCGCGGAUUUGGGGAUGCCAACCCGUAAGUCUCGCGGGCUAAAAACCUGGCGCGCCGGCCGAAUCUCGCGAGAGUUGGAACUUGAAGCCACUGGGAAAGGACGGUUGUGGCGGCGGUCUUUGCGCGCUGUGGUGUUUACUGGCGGGCUCCCCACGCCUGGCUUUUUCUGAGCCACAGUCCCGUUAUUUGGACUCUUGGGCUUCAACCCCAGGACCAUCGCUGUGUUGGCGAUGUUGGUGUUGCCAUAUAGUAGACUGACUUCCGGAAAUGUGUACCGGACCCCCGGGGCUGAGGCUCCAGAAUGCGAAGAUGAAUUAGUCGUGGGUCGCUGUCGCACGAAGGAGAGAAACUUGUACAUGCGGUGUGUUCAGGACUUCCAUAGGGGUUCGUUCAGAAUGUUGCAGUGACACGGUCGACGGGAGAUGAGAAGAACCGAAGCCGUGAUUCGGGAGAGCUUUUGGACAAAGCGGAGGACUUUGAGACAAGGACAGCAAAGGAGAUUAAGUAACUGGCUCAUGGACCUGAACGUGAACACAGAAUAUGGCUCCAGAGGUGGAGGCUGGUCUUAGUCACAGCUGGUACUGUCCUCCCAGCCAAGUAAUGGGCUGCCAAUCAUUGAAAAACCAGUUCAGUUAAAGGCAGCGAUGGAUCAAAACGGCACUGUUGUGAACGUUCCCACCAACCCUAACUCCGCGAGAACCUCAGAAUUUCGGAUGUGAGAUGCUGUGGCUAGGAAGGCAUUCGUUUUCCGUGGAUGACACGCUUCCAAUAAAGCCCUGAAGUCACCUCUCACUAGAGUCACAGGAGAUCAGGCCUGCUAAGCAGAAUGGCGCUCGGGGGUUUCCAAGACAGGAAAUAUCUAAAGCCAGUGGCUGGCACACUAUUUUGGGCAAAUGAGGAGGAGAAAAAAAAAUGUUAUUUUUCUGAAAACACGAGUUGUAAGCCAGGAUAAAUGGUAAAUGACAUUAACUCAUUAACUUCCUUUCAUUGGAAACCUUCCCAGCUUGUUCUCAUUUUGUUUCGCAUACGUGGGGCAUCCUCUCCAUUACUUAAUCUCUUAGUCCCUUCUCCCCACACCUUUUCUUUAACUUCCUUUGAAAUAGGCGGCAGCACCCCACACCCAAACACUCAGUCCCCCGGCUCCGCGUCCGCCCGGUCCUCGGAGGUGGGGAAGCGCUGAUCCCGCUGGGUGGGGGCGGCAGCCUCGGGCUCACACCUUUCUCGGAGACCUCGGGCGGCGGCGGCGGCGGCGGGGCCCGGGCGGGGCGGAGGCCGCGGCCUCGGCGAAUAGCAGCGCGCUCCCCGCGCGGAUUGGAGCAGCGGCAUCACGCUGACCUCGGCCUGGGAUGUAAACCCCGCCGGCCGCUGCGGGCAGAAGAAGGCUCGCGGCAGCUCCGGGAAAGCCAGCUCAUCCGCGGCUCCGAGCGGUGGCCUAGAUCUCGGCGGCGCCCAGCGGCAGGAGGAGCCCGGCUAGGGCGCGGGCGCGGGCGGGGAGCGCGCGUCUGAUCCCUGGGCGGCGAGAGAAGGGGCGGCGCGAGCCAUGGCCGGGGACAGCGAGCAGACCCUGCAGAACCACCAGCAGCCCAACGGCGGCGAGCCCUUCCUCAUCGGCGUCAGCGGGGGCACACCUGCUGGGAAGUCUUCCGUUUGUGCUAAGAUUGUGCAGCUCCUGGGGCAGAACGAGGUGGACUAUCACCAGAAGCAGGUGGUCAUCCUGAGCCAGGAUAGCUUCUACCGUGUCCUCACGUCGGAGCAGAAGGCCAAGGCCCUGAAGGGCCAAUUCAACUUUGAUCACCCGGAUGCCUUUGACAAUGAACUCAUCUUGAAAACUUUGAAAGAAAUCACUGAAGGGAAAACAGUCCAAAUCCCUGUGUACGACUUUGUCUCCCAUUCACGGAAAGAGGAGACAGUCACUGUCUACCCUGCAGACGUGGUGCUCUUCGAAGGGAUCCUGGCCUUCUACUCCCAGGAGGUCCGAGACCUGUUCCAGAUGAAGCUCUUCGUGGAUACAGAUGCGGACACCCGGCUGUCCCGAAGAGUAUUAAGGGACAUCAGCGAAAGAGGGCGGGACCUGGAGCAGAUUUUAUCGCAGUACAUCACAUUCGUCAAGCCUGCCUUUGAGGAGUUCUGCUUGCCAACAAAGAAGUACGCGGAUGUGAUCAUUCCUAGAGGUGCGGAUAAUCUCGUGGCCAUCAACCUCAUCGUGCAGCACAUCCAGGACAUCCUCAACGGAGGGCCGUCCAAGCGGCAGACCAACGGCUGUCUGAAUGGCUACACGCCUUCGCGCAAGAGGCAGACGUCGGAGUCCAGCAGCCGGCCGCAUUGACCCCCGCCGGCUCCGAGGAGCACCGUGCGCCUGUACAUACCCUUUCCCAGGACGUUGCUUAUUUAAGAAGACACCGUGGAGAUGACACGCCUUUGGGGUGGUUUUUUUUUUGUUUUUUUUCCCCCCCUUUAUUCCUUUUUGUACUAUGGAACAACGAAAUCAAACAGAACUUGAUCGUGACCUUAAAUGACAAACUGUGCCAACUACUACUGGUGAUGCCUAAUUAUGACUCCAACAUGUAACCAGUUAUAAAUACAUAUUAUAUAUAGAUAUAUAUAUAGAGAGAAGGAUCUAUUUUUGUGUAAAUGUACAAAUACUGUAAAGCUGUUUGCCGUAAGUAUUUCGCAGGGCCUGCGAUUGUGUGUUCGGGGCCUGGGGCAAGAGUGGCGUUGCAGGGACCUGGUGAAGUAUCUGGGGAGAGGAGGAUGAUGCGGAUACGAUGGCCGCGGGCUGGAAACCCCCUUUGCCUCCCCUUGCAGUUGGUGCUUGAUGUGCCGAUGAGGGACACUCUUGUCUUUUUUUGAGUUGAAGUUUAGGUAAGAUCUCAACUCAAAAUUCAAACUCAGGGAAGAGGCCCACUGAGGAGAGCAAGUCUUCUGCGUCCCUCCCUGCCCUGCUGCCCGCGACCGGCCGCUUGGACAGCUCUGUGGCUCCCUCCUUACUCCGCCUCUCUGUUCUCCUUCCCCGGCCGGCCUUUUAGGGAAGAACUGGGGCGUUGGGGGUGGAACCAGACCUGCUCGAUGUCCUCUGGCCUCCCAGGGAAGUAACUGACCAGAGCCCUCGGGCAUUCUCCUGUCUGAUGGAACACAGGGCGGACCCUUCGACAGGGCACAUCCAGUCCGUGCUGUGAUUGGGGACAUCUGCUAAACGACUGCUGGUAGAGCUGCUCAUGGGUGGCAGAGGAGCUCUGGCCAUGUGAGGGACAGUAGCUUUGACUGCCCGUGACCUGUGGAUUCACAGUGGUGUGUACCUUUCACUGGGAACUGUCAAGUCACCACAGGGCCGAGCGAUUGACUUAAUCACAGCUUCACCAUGUGAAUAUGGUGACGGCCAGGUUGGGCGGGGGAGUUAGGAAAAGAAAACCUUUCUUUUUUUUUUUUAAAGAAAACCUUUCUUUAUUUUGAAGCAUGGGUCCCUAAAUUGGAGUCUUAGGAGGAAAACAUUUAGGGAUUUGAGGUGGAGACUUCCAGCUCUCUGGAGAGCUUCCUGUCAAUGGGAGCUUCCUGACCUUCCGCUAGGAGGGGUGGAGGGACUAGGGGGACGGACGAGGCGGGGGAGGUCUGAUGGUAGAGUCCCAAGUUUCAGUUUCUAUCCGCAGAAGAGCCAAGGGUUGUCGUGUCAGUGGUGACUGUCCGGUGUGUGGUAGCCCUCCGCCUUCGUCACUCCCCUUGGCUGCCGCCUCCCGACGCUCUCUGGAGGGCCUUCUCACUGUGUGGCUCUUGAGCCAUCUGAGCCACGCGGGUAACUGUGACUCCAGUCCUGGCUGGUCACACUGAGCCUCGCUGUCAGACUCGGUGCCCCAUCCAGUUUGAUUCCUUCUUUCGGGAUUUAAUUUGUCUCCAAAUCUAUUUUGCUACUUCAAUAAAGUCAACCGUAGUCCUCAGCUAGAAUUUUGCUAGCCCGGGCCCUGCGGGAGGCUGUGCUCCAGGUCCCGAUGGCUGUUCCCGGGGGCGGGGCCAGUGGUGUGGAUAGGCGCCGGCCGGCAGGCAGCCCAGUGCUCACCGAGACUGAGCAGUCUGUCUGCCUCCUGUCACGCUGUGCGCCGUUCUGAGAUGAAGGGGGGUGGAGGCCCGGACUAGGACCCCAAGGACACAGGGCCCUGGGCCUUGCCGGGCCCUCUGUGCCGGGGGACGCCCACCUCAGUCUGGGGGCGCCUUGGCCUUCAGUGGGUCGCACGCUCAACUUUACUUGAAGCUCCCAGGUGCCAAACCAUUUAGUGCCUUGGCUGUCUGUCCCACUGCCUUGGAAGAGGGAUUCUUCUCAUCUCUGAGCCUUUUCUCACUUAACUGCUUCCUCAUUUGUCUACCUGUGGUGUUGGGACCAAGCCCCCAGGAUCCUGAGGAGCCCGCUCCUAGCUUGGGAUACAGCUCCAGGGCGGCCUGAUCCCUGCUGCCUUGUGAAAUGACCGCCAGUUCUUGGUGGCUCAGCUGGACGCUGCGACACUGCGUCUGGGGAAGGGAGGACAGGAGGCUGGGAGGCUCUGCCCCUCCGUGGAAGCCCAGCAUGUGAGUCCCUUGUGUGUCUGCACUUGAGCUUUCACUAGGAGAGACUGUGUCAGAGUCUUUUAGGAGUCUCCGGAUCUCCGGCGCCACUAGAAUGGGAGGGGGUGUAAAAUGAGACUGGAAGCCAUAUUUGCCAUCGAGGCACUGCCGCACAGGAAGGAGGUGCCAGCUGCAGGGCGGGGCAGUGUUGGCCGCUCUUGUGUGGGAAUCCCUCGGCUCCAGAGCCGCCCGCCGGUGCUUGCUUCCCCUCCAGGACCAGGUGUCCUGGCCUCACUCCCCACUGUGCUGAUGCCCCUUCUGCGGCCUGAGUUCCUUACUUGGGGGCAGCCUGAGAGCAGGAUGAGCAGAGGCAGGACUUGGGAAGGGUGUGAGUGUUAUGACCUCGGUGUCCUUGGGAGUGGACAGGGCAGAGAAGCAGGGGAGGGAGGAGUCUCCAGUGCGCAGGUGUGGGAAGUUGUCUCCUGCCUCUCCUGCCCUUGGAAUUGGAUCCUUGUUGACAAACGCAGGGUGGAUACUAGGCUCUGGAGGCCACUGGCUCAGGCCGGAGGCCUCUGUGAUCCCCGAGCAGCUGGAAAGUGGGGAGGCUGAGCCAGGUUGGUUGGUAUUAGCUCCCUUCCUGCCCUCCUGUAGCUUGAUUUAGCAACCUUGACUGGGGCCAGCGCCUGAGAAGCCGUUGGAGGGAAGGAGGCUUUUGCGGGGAGCUGUUUCCGCUGUGGAGUCUGUGUGUCCGUGAGGGAUCCCAGCACCAGGGAACAGGCUGGUGUGGGCAGGAAGCUAGGACUGGUCCCAGGCUGCAGGAAGGGGCAGCUUUACCAGACCAUUACCACCCUGGCCCUUGGAGUGGAGCAGGAAACAUUCAGGUGCCAGACAAAUCCAGGUUGGGACAGGCACAGCUGGGAUGGAGCCUUUCUGCCUCGGGGCUUCUGCUGCCCUCUGUCCCAGGUGCAGGGGACAGGCAUGACAGACCAGCCAUGUGAUUCUUCCGGGCAGUGGGUGCUGCCUCGGGAUCGAGUUGAGCGGCUAAAUAGACCUGGGCUUUUCUUUCCCUUUAAGAUGCUUGCUCUCCCACCCCUUUUUUGUUGCUUUAUCUUUAUUGUUAGUAGUUACAGAAAUGACCACGUGCUAUGUACUUGCUGUAAAUAAAGUCUGACUGAAAAAGA
Molecule: messenger RNA, 5710 nt
Organism: Chinchilla lanigera (long-tailed chinchilla)
Lineage: Eukaryota; Metazoa; Chordata; Mammalia; Rodentia; Chinchillidae
Gene: Uck2
Product: uridine-cytidine kinase 2
Exons: 9
Coding region: 1543-2328 (261 amino acids)
Cellular component (GO): cytosol; cytoplasm
Molecular function (GO): kinase activity; ATP binding
Source: RefSeq, a predicted model, not a curated record